This is a messenger RNA of Teleopsis dalmanni, 5759 nucleotides long. RefSeq names its product polyubiquitin-C. Lineage: Eukaryota; Metazoa; Arthropoda; Insecta; Diptera; Diopsidae. The record is from RefSeq and is a predicted model, not a curated record. Gene Ontology annotation, biological process: modification-dependent protein catabolic process; protein ubiquitination. The transcript has 3 exons. Bases 192 to 5672 code for a protein of 1826 amino acids. Gene Ontology annotation, molecular function: protein tag activity; ubiquitin protein ligase binding. Gene Ontology annotation, cellular component: nucleus; cytoplasm.
AAUACUUGAGAGUUUAAAGUGAAAAGAGCUAGUGCGUCUAACGGAAUAAAAGAUUUUUGUAAAAAGUGAAUUUUGAAUAAAUAUAGAAGCUAAUAUUAAAAUAAAUUUCGUGCUUUGUGAAUUAUAAAACAAAAUAAAAUAUAUAAUAUAAAUUUAGACAUAUUGUGAUAGUUCAACUACAGAACUUCAACAUGCAAAUCUUUGUGAAAACUUUGACUGGUAAAACCAUUACUUUGGAAGUCGAGCCAUCCGACACCAUUGAAAAUGUCAAGGCUAAAAUUCAGGAUAAGGAAGGUAUUCCACCAGACCAACAACGUUUAAUUUUUGCUGGUAAGCAAUUGGAGGAUGGGCGUACCCUCUCCGACUACAACAUUCAAAAGGAAUCAACUCUCCACUUGGUCUUGCGUCUACGUGGUGGUAUGCAAAUUUUCGUCAAGACUUUGACUGGCAAAACCAUUACAUUGGAAGUUGAACCAUCUGAUACAAUUGAAAACGUCAAGGCUAAGAUCCAAGAUAAAGAAGGCAUUCCCCCAGACCAACAGCGUUUGAUUUUCGCUGGUAAGCAGUUGGAAGAUGGUCGCACGUUAUCUGACUACAACAUCCAAAAGGAAUCUACUCUCCACUUGGUCUUGCGUCUACGUGGUGGUAUGCAGAUCUUCGUAAAGACCUUGACUGGCAAAACCAUCACUUUGGAGGUCGAGCCAUCUGACACCAUUGAAAAUGUCAAAGCUAAGAUUCAAGACAAAGAAGGUAUUCCUCCAGAUCAACAACGUUUAAUCUUUGCUGGCAAACAACUUGAAGAUGGUCGUACUCUCUCCGAUUACAACAUCCAAAAGGAAUCUACUUUACAUUUGGUAUUGCGUCUACGUGGUGGUAUGCAAAUCUUCGUCAAGACUUUGACUGGCAAAACCAUUACUUUAGAGGUCGAGCCAUCUGACACCAUUGAAAAUGUCAAAGCUAAGAUCCAAGACAAAGAAGGUAUUCCUCCAGAUCAACAGCGUUUGAUUUUCGCUGGCAAGCAGCUUGAAGAUGGUCGUACCUUAUCUGACUACAACAUCCAAAAGGAGUCUACUCUCCACUUGGUCUUGCGUCUACGUGGUGGUAUGCAGAUCUUCGUAAAGACCUUGACUGGCAAAACCAUUACUUUGGAGGUUGAACCAUCUGAUACAAUUGAAAAUGUUAAGGCUAAAAUCCAAGACAAAGAAGGCAUUCCACCAGAUCAGCAGCGUUUGAUUUUCGCUGGCAAGCAGCUUGAAGAUGGUCGUACUUUGUCCGACUACAACAUCCAGAAAGAAUCUACUCUCCACUUGGUCUUGCGUCUACGUGGUGGUAUGCAGAUUUUUGUAAAGACUUUGACCGGUAAAACUAUCACCUUAGAGGUCGAGCCGUCUGAUACUAUCGAGAACGUCAAAGCUAAAAUCCAAGAUAAAGAAGGUAUUCCACCAGAUCAACAGCGUUUGAUUUUUGCUGGUAAGCAGUUGGAAGAUGGUCGCACCUUAUCUGACUACAAUAUCCAAAAGGAAUCAACUCUCCAUUUGGUCUUGCGUUUACGUGGUGGUAUGCAGAUCUUUGUCAAGACUUUGACUGGCAAAACCAUUACAUUGGAAGUUGAACCAUCUGAUACUAUUGAAAAUGUCAAGGCUAAAAUUCAAGACAAAGAGGGCAUUCCCCCAGAUCAGCAGCGUUUGAUUUUCGCUGGUAAGCAGUUGGAAGAUGGUCGUACCUUAUCUGACUACAACAUACAGAAGGAAUCCACACUUCAUUUGGUAUUACGUCUACGUGGUGGUAUGCAGAUCUUCGUAAAGACCUUGACUGGCAAAACCAUCACUUUGGAGGUCGAGCCAUCUGACACUAUUGAAAAUGUGAAAGCUAAGAUUCAAGACAAAGAAGGUAUUCCUCCAGAUCAACAGCGUUUAAUCUUUGCUGGCAAACAACUUGAAGAUGGUCGUACUCUCUCCGAUUACAACAUCCAAAAGGAAUCUACUUUACAUUUGGUAUUGCGUCUACGUGGUGGUAUGCAAAUCUUCGUCAAGACUUUGACUGGCAAAACCAUUACUUUAGAGGUCGAGCCAUCUGACACCAUUGAAAAUGUUAAGGCUAAAAUCCAAGAUAAAGAAGGCAUUCCCCCAGAUCAACAGCGUUUAAUCUUUGCUGGCAAACAACUUGAAGAUGGUCGUACUUUGUCCGACUACAACAUCCAAAAGGAAUCUACUUUACAUUUGGUAUUGCGUUUACGUGGUGGUAUGCAAAUCUUCGUCAAGACUUUGACUGGCAAAACCAUUACUUUAGAGGUCGAGCCAUCUGACACCAUUGAAAAUGUCAAAGCUAAGAUCCAAGACAAAGAAGGUAUUCCUCCAGAUCAACAGCGUUUGAUUUUCGCUGGCAAGCAGCUUGAAGAUGGUCGUACCUUAUCUGACUACAACAUCCAAAAGGAGUCUACUCUCCACUUGGUCUUGCGUCUACGUGGUGGUAUGCAGAUCUUCGUAAAGACCUUGACUGGCAAAACCAUUACUUUGGAGGUUGAACCAUCUGACACCAUUGAAAAUGUUAAAGCUAAGAUCCAAGACAAAGAGGGCAUUCCCCCAGAUCAGCAGCGUUUGAUUUUCGCUGGUAAGCAGUUGGAAGAUGGUCGCACCUUGUCUGACUAUAACAUUCAGAAGGAAUCAACACUUCAUUUGGUCUUGCGCCUUCGUGGUGGGAUGCAGAUCUUUGUUAAAACUUUAACUGGCAAAACCAUAACAUUGGAAGUUGAAGCAUCUGAUACAAUAGAAAAUGUUAAGGCCAAAAUCCAAGAUAAAGAAGGUAUUCCUCCAGACCAACAGCGUUUAAUAUUUGCUGGCAAGCAACUUGAAGACGGUCGUACUUUGUCUGAUUAUAACAUUCAGAAGGAAUCAACACUUCAUUUGGUUCUUCGUCUUCGCGGUGGUAUGCAGAUAUUUGUCAAAACUUUGACUGGAAAAACCAUCACUUUGGAAGUAGAAUCUUCGGACACAAUAGAAAAUGUAAAAUCUAAAAUUCAAGACAAAGAAGGUAUACCGCCAGAUCAACAACGUCUAAUCUUUGCUGGCAAACAACUUGAAGAUGGUCGUACUCUCUCCGACUACAACAUUCAGAAGGAAUCUACUUUGCAUUUGGUGUUACGUCUACGUGGUGGUAUGCAGAUUUUUGUAAAGACUUUGACAGGCAAAACUAUCACCUUAGAGGUCGAACCAUCUGAUAGCAUUGAGAACGUUAAGGCUAAAAUUCAAGACAAAGAGGGCAUUCCUCCAGAUCAACAACGUUUGAUAUUUGCCGGUAAACAAUUGGAAGAUGGACGUACUCUUUCCGAUUACAACAUUCAGAAGGAAUCCACACUUCAUUUGGUAUUACGUCUUCGGGGUGGUAUGCAGAUAUUUGUUAAAACCUUGACUGGCAAAACUAUUACAUUGGAAGUCGAAGCAUCUGACACGAUUGAGAACGUCAAGGCCAAGAUUCAAGAUAAAGAGGGCAUUCCUCCAGACCAACAACGUUUGAUUUUCGCUGGUAAACAAUUGGAAGAUGGACGUACCCUCUCUGAUUACAAUAUUCAAAAGGAAUCUACUUUGCAUUUGGUAUUACGUCUACGUGGCGGUAUGCAGAUUUUCGUUAAGACUUUAACAGGCAAAACGAUCACCUUAGAGGUCGAACCAUCUGAUAGCAUUGAGAACGUUAAGGCUAAAAUUCAAGACAAAGAGGGCAUUCCUCCAGAUCAACAACGUUUGAUAUUUGCCGGUAAACAAUUGGAAGAUGGACGUACUCUUUCCGAUUACAACAUUCAGAAGGAAUCCACACUUCAUUUGGUAUUACGUCUUCGGGGUGGUAUGCAGAUAUUUGUUAAAACCUUGACUGGCAAAACAAUUACGUUGGAAGUCGAAGCAUCUGACACAAUUGAGAACGUCAAGGCCAAGAUUCAAGAUAAAGAGGGCAUUCCUCCAGACCAACAACGUUUGAUUUUCGCUGGUAAGCAAUUGGAAGAUGGACGUACUCUCUCCGAUUACAAUAUUCAGAAGGAAUCUACUUUGCAUUUGGUAUUACGUCUACGUGGCGGUAUGCAGAUUUUCGUUAAGACUUUAACAGGCAAAACGAUCACCUUAGAGGUCGAACCAUCUGAUAGCAUUGAGAACGUUAAGGCUAAAAUUCAAGACAAAGAGGGCAUUCCUCCAGAUCAACAACGUUUGAUAUUUGCCGGUAAACAAUUGGAAGAUGGACGUACUCUCUCCGAUUAUAAUAUUCAAAAGGAAUCUACUUUGCAUUUGGUAUUACGUCUACGUGGCGGUAUGCAGAUAUUUGUUAAAACCCUGACCGGCAAGACCAUUACACUAGAAGUCGAACCAUCUGAUAGUAUUGAGAACGUCAAGGCUAAAAUUCAAGACAAAGAGGGCAUUCCUCCAGACCAACAACGUUUGAUAUUUGCUGGUAAACAAUUGGAAGAUGGUCGCACCCUCUCCGAUUACAAUAUUCAGAAGGAAUCUACUUUGCAUUUGGUAUUACGUCUACGUGGCGGUAUGCAGAUUUUCGUUAAGACUUUAACAGGCAAAACGAUCACCUUAGAGGUCGAACCAUCUGAUAGCAUUGAGAACGUUAAGGCUAAAAUUCAAGACAAAGAGGGCAUUCCUCCAGAUCAACAACGUUUGAUAUUUGCCGGUAAACAAUUGGAAGAUGGACGUACUCUUUCCGAUUACAACAUUCAGAAGGAAUCCACACUUCAUUUGGUAUUACGUCUUCGGGGUGGUAUGCAGAUAUUUGUUAAAACCUUGACUGGCAAAACAAUUACAUUGGAAGUCGAAGCAUCUGACACAAUUGAGAACGUCAAGGCCAAGAUUCAAGAUAAAGAGGGCAUUCCUCCAGACCAACAACGUUUGAUUUUCGCUGGUAAGCAAUUGGAAGAUGGACGUACUCUCUCCGAUUACAAUAUUCAGAAGGAAUCUACUUUGCAUUUGGUAUUACGUCUACGUGGCGGUAUGCAGAUUUUCGUUAAGACUUUAACAGGCAAAACGAUCACCUUAGAGGUCGAACCAUCUGAUAGUAUUGAGAACGUCAAGGCUAAAAUUCAAGACAAAGAGGGCAUUCCUCCAGACCAACAACGUUUGAUAUUUGCCGGUAAACAAUUGGAAGAUGGACGUACUCUUUCCGAUUACAACAUUCAGAAGGAAUCCACACUUCAUUUGGUAUUACGUCUUCGGGGUGGUAUGCAGAUAUUUGUAAAAACCUUGACUGGCAAAACCAUUACAUUGGAAGUCGAAGCAUCUGACACGAUUGAGAACGUCAAGGCCAAAAUUCAAGAUAAAGAAGGCAUUCCUCCAGACCAACAACGUUUGAUUUUCGCUGGUAAACAAUUGGAAGAUGGUCGCACCCUCUCUGACUACAACAUACAGAAAGAAUCCACACUUCAUUUGGUAUUACGCCUACGUGGCGGUAUGCAGAUUUUUGUCAAGACUUUGACCGGUAAAACUAUCACCUUAGAGGUCGAGCCAUCUGAUAGUAUUGAGAAUGUUAAAGCUAAGAUUCAAGAUAAAGAGGGCAUUCCUCCAGAUCAACAACGUCUCAUUUUUGCUGGCAAACAAUUGGAGGAUGGUCGCACUUUAUCUGAUUAUAAUAUUCAGAAGGAGUCUACACUCCAUUUGGUGCUGCGUCUUCGCGGAGGAGUAUUUUGAUGUGUUUUCGGAAAUACAAAAUUCAAAAUUAGCUGUGGCUCAAAUGAAUUCAAUUUUUUUUAUUAAAAACGCCCAUUCGGUAUAAAA